CCAACAACACACACCGCUCACUGUUGGAAGUUGCAUUUGAAGGGCACACAACAAUUUGCCGAGAUACAAGGCAGCUGCCUACGAAAAACAAUGAUGGAGAACUCAUUAUAGCAUCUUUGAAUUGUUUUUAAUUUAACCAAGGCGGACGCUUUAUCCCUAUUUAGCUAACAAUCGUCAAACUGGAGCGAGCUGAAGGAAGAAAGGGCAGAUUGUCCCCGGGACUGAGGGCAUUUGGGAUCUAGUAAACUCAGGAAAAAUGAAAUUCGCUCAGUUUUUGCUGAAAAAUAGCUCCGUGGCUGGCAUACCGAAACAAGUGGAGAGGUUUGCUAAGUUCUCCCCCUCUCCAUUGUCUAUGAAGCAAUUCAUUGACUUUGGCUCAGCCAAUGCAUGUGAGAAGACCUCUUUUGUGUUCCUGCGGCAGGAGCUUCCUGUCAGGCUGGCCAACAUCAUGAAAGAAAUUGACUUCCUCCCUGACAAGCUUCUCAGCACUCCAUCCCUAAAGCUCCUCAUCAGCUGGUAUUCACAGAGUUUGUUGGAGAUUGUAGAUUUUCUUGAAAAGAAUCCAGAUGAUAAGGAGGUCCUGACAAAAUUCACACAGACUCUGGUAAACGUCCGGAAUCGCCACAACGACGUGGUGCCCACCAUGGCUCAGGGUGUGGUGGAGUACAAGGAUGCGUUUGGCGUGGACCCCGUCACCAACCAGAACGUCCAGUACUUCCUGGACCGCUUCUACAUGAGCCGGAUCUCCACACGCAUGCUCAUGAACCAGCACACAUUAAUCUUCGAAGGCAGCGUCAAUUUGUCUCUAAACCCAGCCCAUCCCAAACAUAUUGGCAGCAUCGACCCCAGCUGUGACGUGGUGGAGGUGAUAAAAGAUGCCUACGAGACUUCAAAAAUGCUGUGUGAGCAGUAUUACCUGACCUCUCCUGACAUGGAGAUCAUAGAAGUCAAUUCCAAAAACCCUAACCAGCCCCUCCACAUUGUCUAUGUGCCGUCCCAUCUCUACCAUAUGCUGUUUGAGCUGUUUAAGAACGCCAUGAGAGCUACAGUGGAGACCCACGAGACGAGCAUCACGCUGCCCCCGAUCAAAGUGCGCGUCUCACUGGGAACUGAGGAUCUCACUAUCAAGAUGUCUGACAAAGGAGGGGGAGUCCCUCUGAGGAAGAUCGAGCGUCUGUUCAGCUACAUGUACUCCACGGCUCCGAGUCCAGUCCACGAAGACAACUCACGCAAUGCACCACUGGCUGGUUUUGGCUACGGCCUGCCCAUCUCCCGUCUGUAUGCCAAGUACUUCCAGGGAGACCUGCAGCUCUACUCUAUGGAGGGCUACGGCACCUCAGCUGUUAUAUACCUGAAGGCCCUGUCCUCAGAGUCAGUGGAGAGACUCCCUGUUUUCAACAAGUCAGCCUUAAGGCAUUACCAGACGAGCAUAGAGGCUGACGACUGGUGCAUGCCCAGCAAGGAUCCAAAGCAGCUGGGCAAUUCCAAGAGGAUAGUCUAAAAUAGUAUGAAUAAUAUAAUUGAGAUGAAAAGGGUCCAUGUUUGAAGAGAUGGAUUAACUUGUGGUGUAAGUGGGAGAAAACAAAUGCUGCUGGACCUGGACGUCUGUGUGUGGAAACUGGAUUCCCUUUCUCACAGAGAGAAGCCUAGUUGGGGAAGAAUGCUCAUCAUUUGUGCCAAUAAUUAGAUUGUAAAUAAAUAACUGAGCUGAACUAUUACUACCAGCCUGCGGGCAAUUUAAUUACAUUUAUUGCAACGAUUACGUCCAGCAAAUGGGAAUUGAAAAGUAUUAAUCUCCCUCAGCCUUCCUCAUUACCCUCAGUUAUAAUAACAUGGUUACACUAUGAAGCCAGCAUGGUGUUUGUGUUUAUGCCAGUUAUUAUCUUUCAAAAUGUAUAAUUUCCCAAUCUAAAGCUAGGAUAAUGUUUUUUGGUUAAGUUGUGUUUUUGAGUUAAGUAAAUGUGUACCUAUGCCUAGAGAAACCCAACCAAAGCCAGCAGCAGCGAGGUCACUUGGACUGCAGCACGAACACAAAGAGAUCAAAGUCUUUUCCAGCACUUUUUUGGUUAUGUCGGCAUGUUAGUCCUUCAUAACCUGCAGCAUUGCUUCACACGGACAACUUCUGCAUUUCAUUGCAGGUCAGUUUUUCAUCCAACCACAGCAUUUAGAGACACUAUUCAAAUAAUUUGCUCUGGUUAUGCAUGCUGUAAAAUUAUAUUAAUGUAAAAUAAAUUGUAAAAUCUUUUAGCUCCUUCGAUAUGAGAUGUAAACAUACUUGAUGGAGGUUGAGCGAAAGGAGAAAGUGCCUUUUUGGAGAGGUGGAACACAGUAUUGCAAAAUAUGUAGGUAAUAUGUUGAAUGUAACUGUGAAUAAUUAUAUUUUAACUUUAAAACUGCCAGGUUAACAUAACCUACAUAAUAAUAACUCCCCUUCUGUUGAAACUGGUGUGUAGUCAAUUGCAUUAUACACACUUGUAAACGCUUUUCCAAUAAUAUUUUUAGUGUUUUUCUAAUAGUAAAACUAAACAGUAUAUAUCUGGUCCUUGGAUAAUAUCAAUAAGUGUUUUGGUGCAUGUAUUGUAUGUUUUAGUGACUUAAGGUGUUAAGGCCUGUGUAAAUGAUUGCAAAGUGUAGCAUGCAUUACAGAGGUCAAGCUAUAUGUACGCUGUGUUGAUAUAAUAGAUGUUUCCUUAUGUUUCUAAUCAUGUACUAAACUGUACUUCUCAGUUCAUUCUUUGCCAAGUUUGUAGUGUUUAGAAUUGCCUUGUUGAAUAAAAAUCCCUAAUUUAAGA
This is a messenger RNA of Gymnodraco acuticeps, 2792 nucleotides long. RefSeq names its product pyruvate dehydrogenase kinase, isozyme 4 (gene pdk4). Gene Ontology annotation, biological process: regulation of glucose metabolic process; protein phosphorylation. NCBI's taxonomy places the organism in Eukaryota, Metazoa, Chordata, Actinopteri, Perciformes, Bathydraconidae. Gene Ontology annotation, cellular component: mitochondrion. The record is from RefSeq and is a predicted model, not a curated record. Bases 257 to 1501 code for a protein of 414 amino acids. The transcript is spliced from 11 exons. Gene Ontology annotation, molecular function: pyruvate dehydrogenase (acetyl-transferring) kinase activity.